Haemonchus placei is the source of this 420-nucleotide messenger RNA. The record is from the annotation of a GenBank genome assembly. Lineage: Eukaryota; Metazoa; Nematoda; Chromadorea; Rhabditida; Trichostrongylidae.
CGUCGCAAUUUUAAGGGUUUAACGUUCGCACGGAUGUUACGACAGUCAAAAUUCGUCCAGCUAGGAGAUUUCAACGGCCGGCUUGUCACUGGAAAAAUUGUGCACCGAGUUCAGGAUGAUCUCUACAUUGAUUUCGGCUUGAAGUUUAAUGCAGUCUGUAAAGCUCCACCUGUCAACUCAGAAGCAUAUCGAGAAGGAGCCCUGGUACUGCUACGACUACAUGAUCCAGAACUAAGUGAGCAGUUUCUGGGUUCGAUUCAUGAUUUGACGUUGCUCGAAGCUGAUGCUACGUUGGUGAGGCUUCUCCGUCAUGUUUCUGGAAAAGGUAUGAUUUUAGAGAGAAUUUCGUGGAGUGAUCCGUUUGCGAUACCUUUGGUGUAUCCAUCAGUCUGUCCUUCCUCCCAGUUGACAUUUGUUUAA